This is a messenger RNA of Xenopus tropicalis (tropical clawed frog), 3117 nucleotides long. It is a transcript of the gene trim69.2, whose product is annotated as tripartite motif containing 69. Gene Ontology annotation, molecular function: zinc ion binding. The transcript has 9 exons. The record is from RefSeq and is a predicted model, not a curated record. Bases 213 to 2126 code for a protein of 637 amino acids. NCBI's taxonomy places the organism in Eukaryota, Metazoa, Chordata, Amphibia, Anura, Pipidae. Gene Ontology annotation, cellular component: nucleus.
GUCACUUACGUUGAACUUUCCCUCAUAGGAGGCUGCCAUUUUGGCUCCAUUAUUUAACGUGGGAGCUCUUAGGGUCCCUUGGGUUCUGUAUUCAGUAAUUGCCGCGCUUCGGCCAGGUGUGAGGGUCCAUUGGCAGGUGUGAGGGUCCAUUGGCAGGUGUGAGGGUCCAUUGGCAGGUGUGAAGGCUCAGCUUUUUAUUGGCCUUUCCGAGCAUGGCUUCCCGGAGCAGCCAGGAGAGCAAGCACGGUGCCCCCCAUACUGUGACCGGCCGUGGGGAGGGGAUGGGGGAGCGCUCGGAAGGGGAACUGCCGGAGGCAAAGGACGAGUUGGUAAAGAUCGGCAGUGUCUAUCCCUGCAAGAAAGGCAGCGGCACCCUGCGUGAUGCAAAGAUAAUGAAUAUCAGAUCAAACGAGCAAACUGGCAAUCAAGAAUACUAUGUACAUUAUGUGGGCUUGAACCAACGUCAAGAUGAGUGGGUGGACAGAUCACGCUUGUUGUUGCCUGAACCACUGACAGUAAAGGAAGAGAAGAAUGAUGCAGAAAGUCAGAAUGGAACAAAUCCAGAACAGAACAGUAGUACCACUGAGCCGAUGGAUUAUGAAACUCCUCUAUCCCCAAAACGGAAAUUUGAGGAGCCUGAGCCUGAACCCAAGAAAAUAAAGUUGGAGCCUCCAGAAUCUCCAAAAAAUGAGCUGCCUCUAGCACCGGCUAAGGAUCUUGCUGAAGAAUUGACCUGCCCUUUGUGCCUUGAGCUAUUUAAGGAACCCGUUAUGGUGGAGUGUAGCCACAAUUUCUGCAAAAGUUGCAUAGAGAAUGCCUGGGAAGUCCGGAAUUCUGUUUCCUGUCCUGAAUGUGAAGAGCCCUUGCCUGAAAAGAGUUUUAUCAUCAACCGAACACUUGAAAAACUAGUGAUGAAAACGCUUAGCCGUAGUGGGUUAUAUACAGAGAAUAAAGAACUGCUGGGAAUGUGCGCCAAACACGAUGAGAAAGUAAAGCUCUAUUGCAAAGAUGAUGGCUUGCUAGGCUGUGUCAUAUGUCGUGACUCCUUAGAGCACAGUUGUCAUAGCUUCCUGCCCCUCAUGGAUGCUCUGGAUGUAUACAGGGAAGAGCUUUCUGCCAUGUUGUAUCCGCUGGAUGUUUCGCUAAAAGCUUCUGAAGAAUUAAUUAGCCAACAGACAGAGAAAAUUGUAGUGCAUAAGGAAAAGAUGAUUGAUUAUAAACAACACAUUACAUCUGAAUUUGAGAAGAUGCACAAAUUCUUGGAAGAACGUGAAAAGAAGCUCCUGGAUCAGUUGCAAAAGCAGGGGGAUGAUCUGUUAAAGGAAAUGGAAAGUAAUCUCAUCAAGUUGGAGAAUGAUAUCGAAGACAUUAAGAAAGCAAUCGACAGGGCCAAAGAGAAGUUAGAAGAAACGGAUGCCUUACCCUUCCUAAAGGAUAUCAGGAGCUUCAUUGAUGAGUGCCAGAAGCAAAAGACUGCCAUUGAAUCCACUGAAAGAAGUGUGGUUUCAAAGGAACUUUGUCAGGCAACAUUUAAAGGACCUAUCCAGUAUUUUGUUUGGAGUAAGAUGAAACACUUUCUCGUUCCAAUGCUGGAACAAGUAACGGCAGAUCCAAACACGGCUCAUCCCAAUCUGCUUCUGUCUUAUGGGCUGACCACAAUCAGGUAUAAAGAGAAAAGGAGUAAAAUUUUCGACUCAGUGGUGCGCUUUAAUCAGAACACUUUUGUGUUGGGAAAGAAUGGAUUUCAUUCGGGCCGGCACUACUGGUUGGUAAACGUUGGGGUCAAAACUGAUUGGGACAUUGGGAUGACUAGAGACUCGAGCAAUCGCAAAGGCACGCUAAGCCUUAUUCCUGCAAAUGGGUACUGGAUCCUCCAGCUGAGAAAUCGCAACGAUUACAUAGCUAUUGAAUCUCCUGCCGUAAAACUCCGUUUGGCCGGCAAGCCUCGCAGGAUAGGCGUGUAUUUGGACUAUGAAGGAGGCAUGAUAUCAUUUUAUGAUGGUGAUGAAAUGACCCACAUUUACACAUUUAAAGAUGUUUUUACAGAUAAAUUAUACCCAUGCCUUUCACCACACGUGACUUUUAACAAGAGGAACAGUGAACCUUUACAGCUCGAGCACUAUUAGCCAUUCAAAAUGAACACGGAGAUGGUACAAACAGGCUAAAAGUGUCUGAAGCUGUCAGUGUUGCCCUUGUGUCUUUUUCUAACAAAAGAGUCAAAAUACAAACCCCCAUAUGUAAUAAAAGGCACUAUGCUUGCCCAGGAACAGUACCCAUAGCAACCAAUAAAAUUUUAAGAGCAGACAGGUGACCAGUCAAUGCUACCUGUUGAUUGGUUGCUAUGGGUUACUGCUCCUAGGCAAACAUUGUGCCUUUUAUUAUUUAACCCCCCCAAAUCUGCCUGUGUAUAGACACCCUAAAGGAAUCCUAUCUUCCCCCAGUGACCGUAAUUACAUCUGUGUGCGUUCAGACUAGUUCACUCCCCAUAAGGAAAUCUUUAGAAGUCGUUCAUGGGGCACCUGGGAGCCUUAGGAAAGAUGGUGGUGUAUGCAUUUUUAAUAAGAGAGAGCAGAGGCCUAGGGUAGGAGGUAAGUGGUCACUUGUGGGUUCCUAACAAAUUGGUGCCAAGCACAAAACGGCGCCCUUCCUGAUUAGUAUUUUAUAGGGGCCUUGCUAGAUAUUGAUAAAUUUGGGCAUGGAUGGCAUCCAUGGGCAUCAUAUCUGCCCCAGUGUGAUCUGGUCCUUGAGCCAAUCAGGUGGUCGUAUCUAGUAAAGCUUAUUUUGCAGUUGGACCACAUGAGCAGAUCCAGACUUGCAUAGCCAACUUUAGGUGCCAAAGUUCCUGCCCUUGGGCAUCUAUAAACACAAGCAAACAGCCAUGCCACUGAGUAUCCAGAAAAUAUGACUUAAUUAACUGGUUAUUUUAUUAAUAUAUCUGUUUAGUAUGUGUGUGAGUUUCCAGUGUGUCUCUCUAUCUACUUGAAAUUUUAUAAAAUUGGUAACUUAAUAAAUUCAGUACACAGGUGUCCAUGUGAAGGAGUUCUACUUUAGUUCUGUUGUGAUAAAUCUACACUAAUCGUUUCACUUCUGGAAAUAAACAUUUUUUCUCACAGCAAA